Messenger RNA from Caenorhabditis briggsae, 168 nucleotides. The coding region runs from base 1 to 168 and encodes 55 amino acids. The transcript has 2 exons. Lineage: Eukaryota; Metazoa; Nematoda; Chromadorea; Rhabditida; Rhabditidae. The record is from RefSeq and is a predicted model, not a curated record.
AUGAGCGAAAAAGACGAGGAUGAAGAAAAGGAGAAGACACCAAAUACACACAAAACUCUGACGGGAAAGGCCGCACGCCUAUUGAGGAAGAAGAAGAAAAGGGGCGGAGCGAAAAUUAGAAUACAGUUUUUCAGAUUUUUCUAUUUUCUGGGAAACGAAAUAAUCUGA